AUGUACACUGAAACAGAUUUACGUCAACAGAUCGAGACUACAAUUCCAAACGUGUAUAAUUGUAUUGUGACGGAUUUAUCUUAUGGUUGUGGUCAAUCAUUUGAUGUAGUAGUAGUAAGUAAUGAAUUCAUUGGGAAAAAUAAAUUACAAAGAUCCAGGUUAGUUAAUAAUGCUUUACGAGAAGAAUUAAAGCAGAUUCAUGCCUUUAGUUGUAAAUGCUAUUCAGAAGAAGAAUGGUCUAAGAUUGUCAUUUGA
Arxiozyma heterogenica is the source of this 255-nucleotide messenger RNA. RefSeq names its product Bol2p (gene BOL2). Gene Ontology annotation, biological process: intracellular iron ion homeostasis. Lineage: Eukaryota; Fungi; Ascomycota; Saccharomycetes; Saccharomycetales; Saccharomycetaceae. The transcript has a single exon. The coding region runs from base 1 to 255 and encodes 84 amino acids. Gene Ontology annotation, cellular component: nucleus; cytosol. The record is from RefSeq and is a predicted model, not a curated record. Gene Ontology annotation, molecular function: 2 iron, 2 sulfur cluster binding.